GUUGGGGCAUCAGGCCUCGUCCCCUCGACUUUAUCUGAUACUGUUCAUUGAAUGUCUUCCAUGUUGCUCGACAACAAUUUGAGUCCUUCAAACCCCCGCACUCUUCUCGAGAACCUAAAAAUCUCACUUACCUAACGAUCCGUUCAAUUUCGUGGUGCUUUUAAUCUACAGCUGCACCAGCGCUUCGACCGCGAUACCGUCUACCUUCUCUGUCUAUCAACAAAGGAAUAUCACCAGUCUCAACAUUUCAGUUAUCCAGCUCUACUCGCGAUACUAUGUCGGGUGUUGUCGAGUCAGUCCAGGCCAAGGCCCAGGAAGUCGCGAAAGAGGACUAUGACCGCGCCAAAGCCCUGAUCAACGAUGCCGCAAAGAGCGGGUCCUACUUGUAUCCCAUCAAGGGAAUCUUCUACUUCUUGAGCCAUCGGAGCCUUUGGAAGCCCCUCCUUAAGAAGCUGGCCCCUAUCGUGACGCUUUCUGUAGGAGUGGUGACGGGCAUGUUUUUCUUCACCUACGUGCCGCAACUCGCCCUUAUGACUUUCGUCAACGGACCGCUCGCAGUCCUCACCACAGCAGUUCUCGUAUUGAACGAGAGCUCUGCAGUCAUUUCGUUCCUCUCCAGGAACUUUGUGAUGCAGGAUGCCCUCUUGGACACCUUUGACGGUACCCUGGUCUCCAGGGGCGCUACCAAUCUCGUCAGUGAAGGCAGAGAGCUGAAGUCGGGCAGAGAUCCCAUUCAGAGACUGGGAAAGGUUCUCAAGAACCCCUUCCAGCGUUUCAGUCCCAAGGCAUUGAUUCGAUAUGUCAUGUAUCUGCCGCUCAACUUCAUUCCAGUUGUCGGCACGGUAGCAUUCAUCAUCUUGCAAGGACGCUCUCGCGGCAGCACGGUUCACGACCGGUACUUUCAACUCAAGCGAUGGUCCGCGAGCCAAAAGGCGCAGUGGCUUUCAGAGCAUGCAGGCCCCUAUUCAGCCUUCGGUGUUUUGGCAACGCUCCUUGAGAUGGUUCCGGUUGCCUCCGUGUUCUUCUCUUUCACAAACGCCGUUGGUGCGGCACUAUGGGCGGCCGAUAUCGAGAACAAGGAGACCGAGAUGACCGAUGGCACAGCUCCUGGUCUUCGUGAAGCGGCAAAGAAAGCCGAGUGAGAUGGUACCAGAGCAGAAGACCGAAAUUUGUCAAUGCAUCACACAGAUGCACAUCCCUGAGUGGGAGGUAUCUUUGACAUGACACAGUUGGUCAAUUCGAAGGUGGUGUUGCAUGUUGCAUCUGCUUGGCCGAAGAGGUACGGCAUUUUGACAGCGCAGGAUGCUGUGCGACCAGCUCAAGCCCUCGCUUGAUUCCGACUUCCAGGCUUUUCCUUCGAUGUUUUCUGUCAAAACUUUCAUCCGCCUCUUCAUUUCGGAGUAUUGGGAGGCUAGGACAUUAUUUCCACCCGGCAACUGCCUCACCAUGCUGAAUACGAGAAUAAGCACGUUUUAAUUCCAUGAGGGUUCCAAA
Messenger RNA from Neurospora tetraspora, 1494 nucleotides. RefSeq lists its product as uncharacterized. The coding region runs from base 276 to 1142 and encodes 288 amino acids. Gene Ontology annotation, cellular component: lipid droplet; prospore membrane; ascospore wall. The record is from RefSeq and is a predicted model, not a curated record. The transcript has 8 exons. Lineage: Eukaryota; Fungi; Ascomycota; Sordariomycetes; Sordariales; Sordariaceae.